GUGUUCCAGAACCAGCCCCGAUUCGACUGGUGAGUGGUUUGAAUUUCUGCUCCAGGACAGUUGAGGUGUUUCAUGAGCAGCAGUGGGGGACCGUCUGUGAUGACAGCUGGGAACUGACAGAUGCUCAAGUGGUGUGCAGGCAGCUGGGCUGUGGCACAGUGGUUUCAGCCCCUGGCUCUGCUCAGUUUGGACGAGGAACUGGCCACAUUUGGCUGGAUGAUGUGAACUGUGCAGGGGCUGAAACCAUCCUCACUGAUUGCUGGGCACGGUCUUGGGGAGACCACAACUGUAACCAUGGAGAAGAUGCUGGUGUGGAGUGCUCAGGUACUGAAAGACCCGAACCAGCUCCCAUCCGGCUCGUGAAUGGUCCAAAUCAUUGUGCUGGCAGAGUUGAGGUGUUCCAUGAGCAGCAGUGGGGAACUGUGUGUGAUGCAUGGGAUACAGCUGAAGCCAGUGUUGUGUGCAGGCAGCUGGGCUGCGGGGCAGCACUGUCAGCCCUGAGUUCAGCUCAUUUUGGGCAAGGGCCUGACCCCAUCUGGCUGGAUGAUGUGAAUUGCUCAGGGAUGAAUGAAGCUGCCCUCUCUGAGUGUAGGGCCCAGUCUUGGGGGUCCCAUAACUGCAAGCAUGGAGAAGAUGCUGGUGUGGUGUGCUCAGGUUCUCUAGAAGUGCCUCCUCUCCGGCUGGUGAAUGGCCCCACUCGUGCCGGGAGAGUUGAGGUGCUUCACAGCCAACAGUGGGGGACAAUCUGUGAUGACAGCUGGGACUUGAGCGAUGCUGCAGUGGUGUGCCAGAAGCUAAGCUGUGGGACGGCCAUGUCUGCCCCAGGUUCAGCUUGUUUUGGGCAAGGUUUUGGCCAUAUCUGGUUGGACGAUGUGAAAUGCUCCA
This is a messenger RNA of Pelecanus crispus (Dalmatian pelican), 885 nucleotides long. The record is from RefSeq and is a predicted model, not a curated record. Lineage: Eukaryota; Metazoa; Chordata; Aves; Pelecaniformes; Pelecanidae.